Homalodisca vitripennis (glassy-winged sharpshooter) is the source of this 4462-nucleotide messenger RNA. RefSeq names its product E3 ubiquitin-protein ligase SHPRH-like. Gene Ontology annotation, biological process: DNA damage response; protein polyubiquitination. Gene Ontology annotation, molecular function: ubiquitin protein ligase activity; ATP binding; ATP-dependent chromatin remodeler activity. The record is from RefSeq and is a predicted model, not a curated record. Bases 170 to 4315 code for a protein of 1381 amino acids. Gene Ontology annotation, cellular component: nucleus. Lineage: Eukaryota; Metazoa; Arthropoda; Insecta; Hemiptera; Cicadellidae. The transcript has 18 exons.
UUGUUUACAAGCCGUGUUGGGUAGACCGGUUGUCAAAAUUCUUAGUUGAUUUCUUCAUAUUGAACAUUAAUUUUAGAUCUGUUACUAUCAAAGUGUACCUUAAAUAUAUAAAUGUUUGUUGGAAAAUUUAAGUUGUGAUUUUUAUUAACUUGGUGUUGUUCAAAUCAAGAUGUUGACGACAAAUCGACAAAGGGUUAUUCAAGUGUAUGAUUGUGUCAAAACAUUUCAUAAUCUUGAGAUACUGCCACCUGAUUUGCCAAAUCCACAACAUGUCAACCUAUUACCAACAUUAAGACCUUAUCAGGUAAAAGCAGUGAAAUGGAUGCUCUCUAAAGAGUUGUAUCCUUCCUACUAUGAGAAAACCGAAGAGAGUUCUUCAUCAGAUAACCUCGAAUCAGCUGUGUUGUUACCAAAAGGAGGAAUUUUGGCAGAUGAAAUGGGUCUUGGAAAAACUGUGGAAGUCCUGGCCUGCAUUCUUUCAAAUCCUAGAAUUGUGGAUGAAAAAAAGGAUUCCUGUAAAAUUGAACCUGAAGAAUUUAAAAAUGAGACUAAAGAGUCAAAAGAACACCUUCAAAAAAAUAAAACGGAAACUAUUGUUAACUCUGGAGAAGAAUUCGAUCCCACUGAAGAUGGAUUUGUUGAAAUUAAAAUCAGUAACGACAAUUCAGAAGACUUGAAGAAUGGCGUAGGAGAUCUUAAGGAUAGCGGUUGUGUUGUAAAUGAUAUCCUCCCACAUUCUCCAAAUGAGGUAACAGAAAUCCAGACAGAAACUGUGCAAGUGGCAAAGGUUAAAAGGAAAAGAAGAAAAAAGGUAAGGUUCGAUGAGGAUGAUGAUUUUGUACCUGAUAACUUUGAUAUUGAAUUAGAAGAAGAAAAUAUGGCGGGUGGCAAAAGUAAAAGGAAAAGAGCCAAAUCUGAUAGUUUUAGUGAUACCGGUGGGAAGAAGAUGAAGAUAGAAAGUACAAAACGAGGGAGGAAAUCAUAUCCAGAUUCAAAUAAAGACUCUAAACAGAUUAAACCUAAACGAGCGUCUGCCCUAAAGGCUGGAGAAACUUUUACUCUGCUGAAAUCGUGGUAUGAUAAUUGCCUGUCAGAGACCAGCAUGAAGACGCAGCGGAGAAAACAGUUUCAUCGCUCAUCAUCGUUCCAGUGCUGCUGUGUGAAGGAUAUAGAGUCCGACAACAUCGUCGAGUGCCCGAACUGCAACACCUGGCAGCACGCAGAGUGUGUCGGUUACGAUGAAACACUGGCUGAUUAUCAGUAUUAUUGUUUCCAAUGUUGGCAACACCUGCCAACUGUUCUAUCAUCAGGAACCGUCAUCAUCUCUCCAGAGGCAAUAUCCCAGCAGUGGGUCAGCGAGAUUGAAAAGCACGUGAAGAAAAACAACUUGAGGGUUCUAGUCUAUGAAGGUGUACGAGUCAACGGAUACAUUCAACCCCACGACUUGGCUAGCUAUGACAUUGUAAUCACCACAUACCAGGUGUUGACGAGGGAGCUGAACUACACGGAGCCGGUGAAGCGAAACCUGCGUCAUGCCAAGCGGUUCUUUGCGCCAACGUCACCGCUACUGUUUGUGCACUGGUGGCGGCUCUGCCUGGACGAGGCACAGAUGGUGGAGGGAUCAAGUUGUCGGGCGGCAGAGAUGGCCAAGAAGUUCACUGCGGAAAACAAGUGGGCGGUCACAGGCACCCCUAUACAGAAGGCUGUGAACGACCUAGUCGGGCUGAUGGAGUUCCUGGCAGGGAACGAGUACAAAGAGUUCUUAGAACUCAUGGGUCGUGAUUGGCGCUCUCUGCUGAAGCUGGUGCCCAGAGUGCUAUGGCGCACGCAGAUGAAGGACGUGUUGGCUGAGACCGGUGUACCCCCACAGACAGUGGACACACACCUCCUAGAAUUCUCAGAAGUGGAGAAAUACUUCUACCAGUGCACUCAUACCGAGUGCUCCCAACAGUUUGUCAACCGGAUAAACAGGUUUGUGGACCUUAAUGUCACCCUGAAGAGUCUAGAUCGAAAACAGAUCUCCAAUUUGUUGAAUCCUCUACUGAAACUUCGCCAAGCGUGUUUGCACCCCCAGGCUGUGCGUGGAAAGUUCGUCUCAAUUAAGAAGACGAUGAGGAUGGAGGAUCUUCUGAGGCAGAUGGUGACUGGGGCAAGGUUGGAUGCUGAGCAGGCUUUACGUCAGCUGGUGGCGGCUCUCAACGGGACUGGCGCACUUCACGUCAUACGCCAGGAGUGGUCCGAGGCGGCAGCCGCGUACCGGGCAGUCUUACAUCUGGAGCACGAGCUCACCGGGCGCUUGAAAAUAGAUUCUCUUCAGAGAAUUCACACGAUGCACAACUUGGCGGAAGUGUUAGACGGAGGCUAUGACGGUGUCCCACCCACACUGCGAGACGACACCAUGAGAGACGACAUCAAGGCCUUAGAACUGAGAUAUCUCGGCAAGCGAGAGGCACCGAUGGCGGGAACUCAAGAACGAAUAGAACUUCAUGAGAAAGCCAUAACAGAACAAUUGGAAGGAGCUACGCUGGGAUACUCGGAGUGGUGGCUUCGGACACUGGAAUGGUCCUCGGAUAGAGAGGAGCUUUUGGAUAGAGUCAAGUCCGCCAUACAGCUUACUGACGCACAGCAGAAGAACCAAUACAACAAUCUGGCCAACAAGCUGAAGUCACUGUAUGUAGUAAGAGUGGAGGUUGCUAAGUGGUUGGCAGAGCUGGACAAAACGAGAGAAGAGGUGCGCAAGUGGGUCCAACUGCUGAGGGGUUCCGACAAGGAUGUAAUGGCAGCUGAAGCGCUGGUGUGUCACUUGCCGCAGGGUGCUCCUGCCAGAGGCAAAACGAGAUGUCAGCUGUGUAAGGCGGAGAACGCGUUGAAAAGCUACGAGGCUUUACUUUUUGAGGAGAAGAGCAAAGAAAAGCGGAAGAACAAGAAAAGAAAUUUGCCUGGCAGCAGUGACUGGACAGAUGACAAGGACAUGGACAACAAGGAGGUGGCUGACUUGGUGGGAGUCAAUGUUAAUACCUUCGAGACCUCCAGAAAGGGAGGUUUCAAGGCGUCACCCUUUGAGAAAAUACUUAAAGCAUUGGCUGCCUACGGGAGGCAGAGACAGGUGCCACCCCAGUGGACCAAGGAGGCCGGCCAACACCUGGCCAUCCUAGAGAGGGUAAAGAAGGAGUUCCUUGACCUGAACCUGAUGUGGCGACAGAUUUUUGACUUGGUGGACGCCAAGGACGAGUUGAACAUGUGCAAGAUGCGGCUACGACUGCCUUGUCCUGGUGAGGAGGAAGAGGAGGCGGAAAAAAAGAAAAAGAAGAUGGGUGAGAACCAUCACAUCAUAGCUUUGUACAGGGUUGAACCAGAACUGUUGAAGCUGAGUGGGGAGAAGGUCCAGUUUGAGGCUCUGCUCAAGAAGAAGAUAGGGACUCUAUGUUACUUGGAGAAUCUGCAGAAGGAGGGGGCCCCAGCAGCGAUCUGUCCUAUCUGCCGGAACGAUCUCACAGCAAAGUGGUCCGUGCUGCAAUGCGGCCACAGCAUCUGUUUAGAGUGCCUGUCACUGAUUCUGAAGCCACAAUCGGUGAGCUUGCUGUGUCCCCAGUGUCGCCAACCUUGCAAUAUACAGGAGGUGUCAUACGUGGAGAACCGGCCAGAGAGCAGCAAACCGCAGGAAGUAAAAGGCUCCUACUCUACUAAAGUUGAUGCUGUCGUCAGCCAAACACUGCGGCUCAUCAGCCAACAGCGUGACGUGAAGAUACUUGUGUUCUCUGCGUGGGAGAAGGUCUUGGAUUUGUUGGCGGAGGCAUUCGAAGAAAACAGUGUUACCUUCAGGCGGAUGAAAUCCGGAAAACUCAAACAACGGCAGUUUAUGAAGGAAUUCAAGACAGGAGACGUGACUGUGCUGCUGCUGCCUCUGCGCUCUGGUGCGAAAGGUUUGAACCUUGUGGAGGCCACCCAUGUGUUCUUGGUAGAGCCCAUCUUGAACCCUGCUGAGGAGUUGCAGGCUGUGGGCCGGGUCCACCGGAUAGGGCAGACUAAACCGACGGUGGUCCACCGAUUCAUCGUGCGGGAGACUAUCGAGGAGCGGAUAUUGGCGGCGGUGGCAGCGAGUGGGGCGGAGCAGUGGAGUGACGACUGCGUCACACUGCAGCAGCUGCUAGACCUGUUCACCAGUGACCUAGAACUGUCACUGCCUGGGCCUUCGGUGGUGGCGGUGGACAGUGAUGACAGUGGCAGUGGCAGUGAGAGCGAUGGAGAGCAGGACACGAUGGACGGCAGUGAACUGAUCGGUGAGGAAGAGGCGGACAGUGGGGAUGAGCUGUGAGCCGUACACUGAGUUUAUUCCGUGUAAAAUAUAGUUGUAUUCAUUUUUAUUUUUCUAUUCAUAGUAAUAGCAAAUAUGUAUGAGUAUUACAUAUUAUAUGUUUUAGAUAAUAGUAUUUUUUUUAACAUCAUAAAAAUGUAAAACAUG